UAUCUUUACUGAGUUAAUGAGAUUCCUAGUAAAUGUGUCAUAUAUAUGGCUCCUAAUAACGGAGGCUCUAGUGCAUUAAUAAUCUAUUGAUUUAUCAAUUUGAAAAUGAGUGCUUUGUAUGGACAUUUGUAUAAAGCUGCUUUGCAUGGAAAAUGGAAAACACAUGGGCAAGAAUCCCAAGGGAUUCCAGAAUACUGGAGUUACUAUGGGAAUAGUGGAUUCUCUUAUUUCACCAGUAAAGUCUUCAGGGUCACACCAACAUUAAAAAAGGAAUCCUUGGGAAGAAAUCCAGUCCAGUCCUUCCAUAGAUCGCUCAGAUUUGGAGAGAAUGACUAUAUUGUCAUCUCUAUAUUAUUCAUGCUGAUCUCUGCGGUAACUUGCUAUGGGUCUGUGAUCUUUGGAACACUGUGCCUCACAGCUUUGCCACCGUCAAAGAAAAUAAAAUGGACCACCCUGACCAUCACUCUAUGUUUUGUGUCUGGCUUCACAGGAGGGAUAGGCCUGUUCAAUUUCAUGAGGUUAUCUACUGAGGAGCCCAACACAUUCCUUUCAUGGUCCUUGGCGCCAGGAUGGUUCUCUGUUAUCAUAGUUUUAUUUGCAGGUGUUUGCCACUUUGUGGCAAGGAAUUGGGAAGAGGAGGAAUUGGCCCAAACCCUUCUUGGGACCACAGUGGUCUUUACGCUGCAAGAGGACUGCGUGGCUAGGGCUGCUUCUGAAGAAGCCCAGCAGAAGAGAAAAAGACUGCCAGAAUCUGACACAUCUGCAUGACUCAGGAAUAAAUCCAUGUACAAGAAGUGACAAAAACUGCUGGGUGGGCCUGUGCCCACCUAAUGCCCAAAGGACGUUUUGGGGAAUUAGGAGAAAACACACUCAGCUUUGACAUAGUGUUUUACUUUGGGUUGAUACAAACUUCAAACAUUAAUCCAGGCUUGAAGAUAAGCAUACGUCCCCAUGUUGGGUGACACAUUCAGCUUGCUCCAGCCUGAACGGUUAAGAAGAAGUUAAUCCUGCCCUGGAAAGCAAGAAGUGUUCUUGUUGAGCGAGGCAGUGUGCUACCCACCUGAACUUUCCCUCAAUGUUUGGUAUGAUGUUUGUUGCCCCCUAAAUAAAUCCCUUUAGCAUGC
Molecule: messenger RNA, 1124 nt
Organism: Anolis carolinensis (green anole)
Lineage: Eukaryota; Metazoa; Chordata; Lepidosauria; Squamata; Anolidae
Exons: 4
Coding region: 106-768 (220 amino acids)
Source: RefSeq, a predicted model, not a curated record